AUGGUUCCGCCAUUCUCUAGUUUCCGACUACUGCUGAUAGUUCUCGGCCUCGCCACUCACGAUGCCGCAGCAGCAUAUCCAGGCUUUGCUGGCCUGCAAACUCUCUUCACUUUUGGAGAUUCCUAUACGAGGACUGGAUUUUAUGUCACUCGCGACCAGCCCUCCAUCGUCAAUCCCCUUGGUAACCCGACCGGUGCCACUGUUAACACCACCCUCGUGACGUCCAGCAUCGACGUUGUGAGUCAAGUUGAAAAUGGGUUCAUCCCCAACUACACCGGAACCAACCAGACUUGGGAUGCUGAGUCCUCUCUGUUCGGUUUCUUCAUCGGAAUCAAUGACAUUGGGAAGUCCUAUACCAAUGGCAACUCCACGGACCUUCACCCGCUGAUCUUUGAUAAAUUUGCGGAGUUGGUGGAAGAAGUCUACGAGGCGGGUGCCCGUAACUUCCUCUUCCUCAACGUACCUCCACUUGAGCGGAAGCUGAGAACAACCCAGUCCAGCGCGGCUGAAGAGCGCAUUCCUCUUGAAAAGGCUGCGGUUGAGGAUUGGAAUGAGCGUCUUGGCGUGUUUGUCAGCGACUUGCGAGAGGCUCACGGAGAUGUGACCGUGUUCCAAUACGACACCUAUGGGUUGUUUGGCAGAGUGAUAGAUCCUGGCCGUUAUAAAGAAACGGCAGUUUACAAGAACACGACGACAUACUGUUCGGCAUACCAAAACAAAAACACGAAGUGGGACAAUUGCACCUAUGCUGCCAAUGAGUAUAUGUGGAUCAACAGUCUUCAUCCAACAUCACCUGUUCACUUGGCAUUGGCAAGGAGUAUCUCGAGGGCCUUGGUUCGAUUAUGA
Molecule: messenger RNA, 846 nt
Organism: Colletotrichum phormii
Lineage: Eukaryota; Fungi; Ascomycota; Sordariomycetes; Glomerellales; Glomerellaceae
Exons: 4
Coding region: 1-846 (281 amino acids)
Molecular function (GO): hydrolase activity, acting on ester bonds
Source: RefSeq, a predicted model, not a curated record